AUGAAUUCGCACAGAUCAUAAAGUAGGCAAAAAGAGUGUUUAAUAUGCAUGGAAAAAGUGUUAUUCAACAAACAAAAUACUAAUAAAAUAGAAAAAAGCGAAGAAAAAUAAUAACAGGCAAAUAGCAUUUAUGAUAAACUGAUUGAUUGA
Messenger RNA from Tetrahymena thermophila SB210, 150 nucleotides. RefSeq lists its product as hypothetical. The record is from RefSeq and is a predicted model, not a curated record. Lineage: Eukaryota; Ciliophora; Oligohymenophorea; Hymenostomatida; Tetrahymenidae. The transcript has 3 exons.